AUGUCGAAGAUGGAGAGGGAGCUGCGUCGGCUUGAUCGUCUUCACGUCCUAAAACCGGUUGCUCGGGCGUUUGCGCUUGGAUACCUGACCACCACCUUGCCGAAACUUAUCUCUUUCCUGAAAACUCUGCAGAGACGAGAUCUGGGGACGGCAGAGAAGCUGCAGCGUCUUAUCCGCAUCUUGCAUUGUGGGUUCAAAUGGGACCGUUUCCCAGCAUUCUGUGCCCUGCUGGCCGGUGGUUCCUCCAUCCUCCCUGCGGCCCUCGUAGCUGUCAGAUUAAGAUUCGCCUCCAGUGGGUAUCGACCCCUGUCCAUUCCACUUUCGUCAGAGAAGCUGUUGCGGUUCCUGGCGGCCUUCCUGUCUGCCUUGAUCUGUUUUCCCAUCCUUAAUCGUACAGCAAAACAUCCGCACGGCAGGCGGCCGGAGACUAAGAAACAUGAUUCCUCCGAUGCGUCUGGCCAUCAAGCCAAGGGCGGCAGCAAUACAGAGGUCAGGGCUGAAGACAAGCCCGACCUCGCCGGCAGGACCCUAGACCUGACUCUCUUUGCCGCAACUAGAGCUACAGAUGCUCUGGUCAAUGUGCUCUGGGCGCGGUGGAAGGAUUCCCGCCGUGUCCAUGCCAAUGGCACCGGCAAGACAGGACGACGGAUACAGUCACUCGUCCCCAAACUAGCGGACACCGGUGUAUUCGCCAUCAGCUCCGCAAUCGUGAUGUGGGCUUGGUUCUACCUCCCCGAACGUCUACCUUACUCCUACGGCAAAUGGAUCAGCGAGGCCGCCCAGCUAGAUGACCGUAUCCUCGACGCUCUCCGCACCGCCCGGAGAGGCGACUGGAUCUACGGCCGCGACAACGGCGACCAAGUCGUCCUCGAAUCCAUGUGUGCCGACUACGGCUGGCCAACCGAAUGGGGCUGCCCAGAAAAAACUGUCCCCAUCCCCUGCGAAAUCGUACACAUGGGUUGUGGCCCCAACUGCGAAAAGACUGCCAUCUGGCGAUCGCGGUUCGAUGUCGAUCGCGAAAAAUCCGGACAUACAUCCACGCAGUAA
Molecule: messenger RNA, 1047 nt
Organism: Arthroderma uncinatum
Lineage: Eukaryota; Fungi; Ascomycota; Eurotiomycetes; Onygenales; Arthrodermataceae
Exons: 4
Coding region: 1-1047 (348 amino acids)
Source: RefSeq, a predicted model, not a curated record